This is a messenger RNA of Lathyrus oleraceus (garden pea), 418 nucleotides long. RefSeq names its product guard cell S-type anion channel SLAC1. The transcript is spliced from 2 exons. The coding region runs from base 113 to 418 and encodes 101 amino acids. The record is from RefSeq and is a predicted model, not a curated record. NCBI's taxonomy places the organism in Eukaryota, Viridiplantae, Streptophyta, Magnoliopsida, Fabales, Fabaceae.
UUCCCCAUCAAUGAAUUAAUGAUUGGUGUUGAGAGUGCUGACCAGGAUAGAUGAGUCACAGCAGUGGUUGAUGACCAAUAGAUGAGUCACAACAGUGGUUGAUGACCAAUAGAUGAGUCACAGAAGUGGAACCAACUUAGGAGGUUUGAAUCCUGCAAAUAAGAUUGGUUUGGAAGGACAGAAAAGAGAUUUCAGUAUCUUUAAGACGAAAUCCACUCUCAGUAAACAGAAUUCUUUGUUGCCGAGAAAAAUCGAGAAGGAAUUGGAGUCUCAGAAGAUUAAUGGCACUUCUGGUGUGGAUGAUGAUUCUGUUAAUGCAAGUGUUCCUGCUGGUAGAUACUUUGCUGCUCUUAGAGGACCUGAGUUAGAUGAAGUCAAGGACUAUGAGGACAUCCUUCUCCCGACAGAUGAGCAGUGA